Sphaeroforma arctica JP610 is the source of this 288-nucleotide messenger RNA. RefSeq lists its product as hypothetical. Lineage: Eukaryota; Ichthyosporea; Ichthyophonida. The record is from RefSeq and is a predicted model, not a curated record. The coding region runs from base 1 to 288 and encodes 95 amino acids. The transcript has 3 exons.
AUGCUUAGAGUUGCGCGAAGUGCCUUCUCCACGGGUACAGUGAGACGUAUGCCACAGUUUGUAGUUGUUGCCUACGAUGGCAAGGAUGAGGGUGCGUUGGAUCGAAGAAUGGCAGUCCGGGGAGACCACUUAGAAGGAGCGAUGAAGCUCAAGAAGGCAGGACACCUAAUUUCGGGCGGGGCGCUGUUAGACUCAAAUGGGAAGAUGAUGGGAUCUAUGAUGACUGUCGAGUUUGCGUCAGAGCAAGAACUCAGAAAGGUGAGUUGGAAAGCUGUUAUGAUUUUCUAA